This is a messenger RNA of Pollicipes pollicipes, 3281 nucleotides long. Its product is annotated as gelsolin, cytoplasmic. Gene Ontology annotation, biological process: actin filament severing; barbed-end actin filament capping; actin polymerization or depolymerization. Gene Ontology annotation, cellular component: actin cytoskeleton; cytoplasm. The record is from RefSeq and is a predicted model, not a curated record. Bases 73 to 2346 code for a protein of 757 amino acids. Lineage: Eukaryota; Metazoa; Arthropoda; Thecostraca; Pollicipedomorpha; Pollicipedidae. The transcript is spliced from 19 exons. Gene Ontology annotation, molecular function: phosphatidylinositol-4,5-bisphosphate binding; actin filament binding.
UCUGCUCGGAGCACAACUCCUCAGACCCCGAGACAGCCAGCGCGUGUCAGGGCAACUCCCCUCUCGCUCACCAUGGACCCCGCUUUCGAAGGAGUCGGUCAGGAGCCGAAGCUGUGGAUCUGGCGUAUUGAGAACUUCGAGGUCAAGACCUAUGACGAGGCCCAGCAUGGCAAAUUCUACGAAGGCGACUGCUACAUUAUUCUCAAGACCAAACUGCAGCGGGACCAGCUGGUGCACGAUGUUCACUUCUGGCUGGGCAAGGAGUCGUCGCAGGAUGAGUGGGGCACGGCGGCGAUCAAGGCCGUCGAGCUGGACGAUUCUCUGGGCGGCAAGCCCGUGCAGCACCGCGAGGUGCAGGACCACGAAUCGGCCCUCUUCCUCUCUUACUUCAAAAAAGCAGGAGUCCAGUACCUGAAGGGAGGCGUGGCCAGCGGAUUCCGCCACGUGGACCCGGACGACUACGAGCCGGCGCUGUUCCAGGUCAAGGGCCGCCGGAACGUGCGCGUCUCUCAGGUGGAGAUGGGCAUCGCGUCAAUGAACAAGGGCGACUGCUUCAUCCUGGACACGGUGGACACGAUCUACCUGUGGACGGGCCCGGAGAGCCGACGCACCGAGCGGCUGAAGGCCAUCCAGUCGGCCUCGCAGAUGCGCGACAACGACCACGCCGGCGGCGCCAAAAUCCUCAUCCUCGACGAGUCGGCCGACAGCGGCGAGUUCGAGGCGUUCUUCGAGGCACUGGGCGGCGGCUCCAAUGACGACGUGGCCGACGCGCCGGCGACCGAUGAUGACGUCAGCCACGAGAGGAACGAACAGAAAGCGGCCACGCUGUACAAAGUGAGCGACGGUGGCGACGACUCGGUGGAGAUUGAGGAGGUCGGCGCCCGCCCGCUGACGCAGGACAUGCUGCACUCGGAGUCCGGCUCUCAGGACUGCUUCAUCCUGGACACUGGCGCCGCCGGCUUCUUCGUCUGGAUCGGCCGCGACAGCGCCAAGGCCGAGAAGGAGUCGGCCAUGACCAAGGCCACCAAGUACAUGCAGCAGAAGGGUCUGCCCGUCUGGACCAAGGUGGAGCGUAUCGUGGAGGACGCCGAGCCGGCCGUGUUCAAGCAGUACUUCUCCCGCUGGGUGGACGACGACGCCCAGGUCGGCCUGGGCAAGGUGUACACCGAGGAGCAGAUCGCAGAGAGCCUGCCGAACCUGGACCUGUCGGCCCACUCGCCGGCCGAGCAGCGCCACAUCAUCCAGAAGUCUGCCGGUGCUGCCAUCGGCUUCAUGCCCGACGACGCGUCCGGCCAGCUCGAAAUCUUCCGGGUCGAGGAGAUGGAUCUGGCGCCAGUGGCCGAGGAGGCGCACGGCAUGUUCUUCGGCGGCGACUCCUACGUCCUCAAGUACACCUACGAGAAGGAGGGCAGGGAGCAGUACAUCAUCUACUUCUGGCAGGGCAAGGAGAGCUCCAACGACGAGAAGGCGGCGUCGGCACUACAGGCGGUCAAGAUGGACGACGACCUGGGCGGCAAGGCGGUCCAAGUGCGCGUCAGCCAGGGCGAGGAGCCGCGCCACUUCCUCAUGCUCUUCAAGGGCAAGAUGGUGGUCUUCAUGGGCGGCCACGCGAGUGGCUUCAAGAACGUUCACGACCACGACACGUACGACGCGGACGGCACGCGCAUGUUCCACGUGCGCGGCCUGAGCGAGGCUGACACGCGCGCCGUGCAGGUGCCCGAGCAGGCGGCCUACCUCAGCCCCGACGACGUGUUCGUGCUGGAGACGCCCGGCACCACCUACAUCUGGAACGGCCAGGAGUCCUGCGAGGAGGAGCGGGCCGUGGCGCCGGGCAUCGCGGCUCUGGUCUCCCCGGACAGCGAGCCCACCGUUAUCAACCAGGGCGAGGAGCCGGAGGAGUUCUGGGCGGCGCUGGACGCCUCUGCCGACCAGAUCGGCCACCAUGAGCCCAGCUCGCCCCAGCGCGCCAAAAAGAUGGUCCACUGCACCAUCAACAGCUCCGGCAACUUCAUCGUCAACGACGUCGACGGCUUUGAGCAGGACGACCUGAACGACGAUGACGUCAUGCUGGUGGAUACGGGUGACGAGGUGUACUGCUGGAUCGGCAACGACGCCAGCGCUAUGGAGAAGGAGAAGUCAUUUGAAUUCGCCAAGAAGUUCGUGCAGACCGACCCCUCCCCGCGCUCGGACGCCACCGUCAUCCAAGUGAAGGAGGGCAAUGAGCCGGCGGCGUUCAAGGCACUCUUCCCCAGCUGGGACGACGCGUUCUUCGAGGUGCCGUCUGACAACCGGCCCAAGUACGACGACGUCAAGUCCAUGAUCGCCCGCUUCAAUGAGUCUAUGUAGGCGGGCUGCGCCGCACCACGCCUCUGGCGCGCCAGUCCUUGCCGCCGCGCGCCGAGGUUCGGCGCAGCGUGCAGCGUUCUGCCGGCCCAACCACGUGAAUUACCGGCGCCAUGAUCAGAGCUCUGCUGGCGUUUGGAGCCGCUCUUCGCCGCCUUAGGGAUAGAUCGGGGCCUUUUAGGGUCGGUCCCGGUACGUAGUGCGAGGAGCUCUCUCUUACACCGAUUUGUUGGUUUCCGAGAAGGUCUCAAACCUAUUUUGUAAUAAUUUUGUUUGUUUGCUUCACUCUGCGGGCGGUGUGACGUAGUGUUUGGAUAUAUGCGUAGUUCGAUCGCAUGUGCUUAACGAGAGCAUGACAACAACGAGGUUCGACGUUCAUGAUGCUGGCUGCCGGUGUUUCGAGCAGUUGUUUUGAUAUUUUCACGUAGGCUGCCACUGCAAUCCGAUCGAUGGCGACAGGAGAUUCUGAAGAGGUUUUGUUUUCUCACUUAGCCGCACAUUUCUGCUAGCGCGUCGAAGUUUUCAUGAUCCGCGUAUUGGCAUCCGGUGUUUCUGAUGUCUUCAUUGCUGGUAAGGUGACGAGCGGUGCUCCGCCCGUCCUUUUGGAAACGUCCCUUGAUAAGGGCAGUGGCUCCGUCUCGAAUUUCAGCCGGUAUUUGCCCACUAGCUGAACGAAUUGUUAGUCUUCCGUAUUGUCUGACAACCCCAAGCUGAUAGCGCAUUGUGAGUAGAAGAACGUCCAGACGGUUGAGUGCGGAGCCGAGGGAAUACUCGAGCCAUGCUAUACUUGUAACGCUUUCCGCUGCCUCAAGGCCGCGCUUUCUGUUCUUCUGCGGAACCGCGCUGGUUGCGCAGCCUACAUGCUUCUAAAGCUUUAUACGACGCCGGUAGACAGGCACCAGUCGAGGAUAUUUUUCGAAUAAACCUGUGGAAAUUUU